GACCGAAAUGCCCCUAACAUGGUCCCACUUAAAUUCUCUUUACAUACCCAAGAAUCACAAGGUGUGAGCGUAAACCCCAUGCAAAUCUUCAAACAGCAACGGUCGAUCACAUGGGCGCUAAAACCAUUAUACACAAACGUGACAACAUUUAUCAAGAGGCUCUUUUGCAUUAUAACAGGCUCUCCUCAUCCAUCACUCCCAGAAUUCUUCCCACCUCCAAACAUUAACGAUGGACAACUACAGGCGGAACCCGCUGAAGCCGUGGAAGAAAGGCCCGGCGAGAGGGAAGGGCGGGCCCCAGAACGCGAUGUGCGAAUACAGAGGGGUUCGGCAGCGGACGUGGGGGAAAUGGGUGGCGGAGAUCCGGGAGCCUAAGAAGAGGACGAGAAUGUGGCUGGGGUCUUUCGCCACGGCUGAGGAGGCCGCUAUGGCAUAUGAUGAAGCCGCUAGGAGACUCUAUGGACCGGACGCUUACCUAAACCUCCCUCACUUGAGGUCCUGCAACUACACCAACAACCCCCUAAACAGAUCCCACAAUAAUAAGGUCAAGAAAUGGUUACCUUCCGCCAGCAACAACUUGAUUUCUCUGUUCCCCGCUGCCAGGCUGCUCAACCUAAACGUGCAACCGAACGUGCGUGUCGUUCACCAAAGGCUUCAAGAGCUGAAGAAAGCGGAAAAAGCGUCUUCGUCCAGCUCAUCCUCUCCCCGAUGUGACCCCACCGUCGUACAAACCUGCUUGGUUAAUGAUCAAGAAACUACAGGUAUAUAUGUUUGGAUCUUGGAAAAUAAUAGGGAAAAGUAAAAGGAAGUGUGCACAAAUGCUACAUUUUCUUAUACUACGUAUUUGCUUUCAACCUGGAAAAAACACAAGGAAACGAAAAAAUUUACCCCAGGGCCUCAAAGGCUCCGUCCCGCCCUUUGCGGUGUGGGCGGUACGUAGACCCCUAUGUUUAAAACAUAGAGCGGCGGUUCCCGGAUGACACAUGAUGAGCGCUGAAAGUUGCAUUGACUAACUUCUACUUGACCAUUAAAGAAGCGCGGACAACUUAAAGAGUCAUUUUGCUCUAUUUUAUCAACACCCAGAAGCCAAAAAAAACAGUGAUUCUUGGCUCCAUUGGAGAUGAUGGAAAAAGUUUACACACUCAGAUUUUUUUGGGUGUUAUUAUCAAGAAAUAAAAAUAAAUAAAACGAGGCCAAACAAAUAUCUAAAACAAAUCUAUUGAGUUUGAUUAUACAUUUCUUUGUCACUGAAAUUUGCUCUCUUUCUGAUUUUUCUCUUAAUUUUCUUUCCCUAGUACUAUCCGAGUUCCAAAAGGACCCCAAGGAAAAGGAACCAGAGAAGCCUCAGAUUGAUCUAAACGAGUUCCUCCAGCAGAUGGGAAUAGUUCAAAAAGAUGAUAACUGCCGGUCAGAUGUGGAUCACUUGUUUAGUUAUUUCCCGGAGCCGGAAGCUAUGUUUGGAGACAAAACCUACAGAUGGGACAGACCGGAAGCGAUACCAGGAAUAGAAAAUAAUCAAACAGUUGAUUG
Messenger RNA from Cuscuta campestris, 1530 nucleotides. The record is from the annotation of a GenBank genome assembly. Lineage: Eukaryota; Viridiplantae; Streptophyta; Magnoliopsida; Solanales; Convolvulaceae.